Nasonia vitripennis (jewel wasp) is the source of this 1413-nucleotide messenger RNA. RefSeq names its product protein ANTAGONIST OF LIKE HETEROCHROMATIN PROTEIN 1. The transcript has 4 exons. The record is from RefSeq and is a predicted model, not a curated record. The coding region runs from base 115 to 1269 and encodes 384 amino acids. Lineage: Eukaryota; Metazoa; Arthropoda; Insecta; Hymenoptera; Pteromalidae.
GAAAGUCAUUCCACUUCUUAGCAGUAGACUUUGGUGUCAACAUAACCUAAUGGUCGUGGUGUGUACAGUGCGUCGUUAUAUUUUGGUUAAUAAAAUAAUUAAAUAAGUAACGCAAUGAAUCAUCAUGCAGAAAAUGUCGUGAUAUUGGAUUUCAUAUUUACUUCAUCAAGCAGUAGUGAUGAUAGUGAUGACGAAAUGAAUGGAGUGAACAAUGUAAUUUUCGAAGUGGAUAAUGAUCGUAUCGAGCGAAGAAUUCCAAGAGUGCAGAAUUUUAUAGAAAAUGUCAUUUUAAGAUAUAACGACAUAGAAUUUAAAGAAACAUUUCGAAUGAGCCGUACUACCUUUGAGUACUUAUUACUUUUAAUCAGGCCAAAUCUAGAAGGCUUAAAUGAAUUUGGAAAUAUGCCUAUCAAUCCUGAUAAACAAUUGUACAUAACUCUAUACGUAUUGGGAACGCCAGAUUCUUACAGAUCAGUAACUACAAAAUUUAAUGUUGGGAAAGCUACUGCUUGGCGAGCAGUGAGAAGAGUCGUACGAUCAAUUUGUCAAUACAGAAAUUAUUUUAUUCGAUGGCCAUCAGCAAGAGAAGCUGCAGAAACAUCUAUGCGAAUAGCAAGAAGGCGUAGACUUCAUGGUGUUAUUGGUGCAGUAGAUGGAACACAUAUUCGUAUUGCAGCUCUAAGAGUAGAUUCCCAAGCUUACAUUAACCGUAAAGGAGUCCAUUCUAUACAAUUACAAGUUAUCUGCAACGACAAAUUAGAAUUCAUUCACUGCUAUGCUGGUUUACCAGGGUCAGUGCAUGACACGCGUGUUUUCAGAUACUCAGGUGUACAGCAGAGAUGUACUGAUGAAUAUUUUCCAAAUAAUACUCACCUGUUAGGUGACUCUGCUUACACUUUGCAAAAUCAUGUAAUAGUGCCAUACAGAGAUAAUGGGCACUUAACUGUAGAGGAAGUUCACUUUAAUCAUGUCUUAUCUGGUACUCGAAUGAUGGUUGAGAGGUCCAUUGGUCUUUUGAAAGUUCGAUGGAGGUAUUUCUUGGAUAAAUUGCCUAUGAGGCGAACAGAUCUAAUACCUUACUACAUAGUGUGUGCUUGCGUGCUGCAUAACAUAUGCUUGAAAGUAGAAGAUACGUUUGAAUAUCCAGUGAUAAUACCUGAUACAAUAGAUGUGAAUCCAGAGCCAAUGGAUGUUAAUAUAGCAGAGCAUCAAGAUGCUAUCGCCAAGAGGGAAAACUUAACAAAUAUUGUAAAUGCAGACAUAUUAUGAAGAGAAUUGUAAUAAUUAUUGUAAUUGUAAAUGUAAUAUAAUAAAAUAAAAUGAAUUGUAAUUAAGUAUAAAAUGAAUUUUAUGCUUGAUUUUUGUGUAAAUCAAAUAUUUUGUAAUUUUCAGAAUAAAAAAUCAUAAUUAAUA